CACACAGUUUGCUGUUUUGUUGUUCGACUUGCAAAAAACUGUUGUAGGAGAGCGAGCUAAUUUAAAAGUCCAUUUAAAACAGGCCAAAUCAAAUGAAAACGCUGCCCAGCCGUUACUUUUAAUAACUGAUGCACGUGUGAAUUGAAGAUCAGUGACAGGAGCCACGACCAUCCCGCCGCUGGACAUUCGAAGAGACGGAGACUGGAAAAUCAAUCAGCCGCUAUCCUAUGCUGUUUAUUGUGUGUGUGCGAGAGAGUCGGCUGCAGUUGUGCAUUUAAUUAAAACCUAAGCCACUCCGAAGCCAGAGUUGGAGUCAUUGCGGGCGUUGGCUUUCACUCGAGCGACGUUGGGCGAAGACGCGUGCACAGGCAUCCAAAUAAGGUGAACCAGUGAAAGCUGGCCGAGAUCUCUUUGUUCAAGGUCAUUGGCAACCCCACACCAUGGCCAUCAGCUUCGAGAAGAAUCGCUCGCAAAUCGUGGCCGCCUGGAAGGAUGUGCUGAACGACAAGAGUGACACCAAUUGGUCCCUGUUCGGCUACGAGGGCCAGACCAACGAAUUGAAGCUCGUUGGCUCCGGAGACGGCGGUGUGGAGGAGCUGAGCGAGGACCUCAACAGUGGCAAGAUCAUGUACGCCUUUGUGCGUAUUGAAGAUCCAAAAACCGGCCUGAAUAAGUACUUACUCAUCAACUGGCAGGGUGAAGGCGCACCUGUGCUACGCAAGGGCACCUGCGCCAACCACAUACGAGACGUCAGUAAUCUUUUUUCCGGUGCCCACCUGACAAUCAACGCCCGGAAUGAGGAUGACAUCGACCUGGAGCGCCUACUGAAGAAACUGAGCGCCGUCAGCUCUGCCUACAGCUUCAAGGAGCCACGCGGCACUAUGGAAGAGCAGAAGGCGCCGGUGGGAACAAACUACACGCGCGUUAUCCCAACCAAGGAGCUCAAUGCCAGCGUUAUGCAGGACUUUUGGAAAAAAGAAGAGGCCGAAGAGCAGCGUCGCUUGGAGUCAGAGAAGGAUGCCAAACGUGUGGAGCUGCAGAAGCUCGAGCAGGAGGUUCGCAGCCGCGAAGAAAAGGAGCACAAGGAGCGGGAGAAGCUAGUCAUCAGCACCACCAAGCUCCAGCCGGCGCAUGUGCCCAUCAAAACCUCCCCGCAACCGCUGAGCCCCGAGAAAACCGCACCAGGAUUUGGCAACAACUUGACGGAUGCAGAGCGCAUGCGUCAGGCACGAAAUCAGGAGGCUCGAGAAUUGAUUGGCUCGCGUGUCGGCGCUGCCAAGGCCAUGUUUACCAAGCACACCAGCGAGGGUCAACUGCAAUCCAAACUCAACACGCAACCGCCGGCGAAACCAGCACGCAAUUCGAUUGCCCAGCGAAUAAAUGUGUUCAACCAGAACCAGCCUCAGGAAGCCUCUGUGCCUUCACCACCACGCGAUGUGUCGCCCAUCAAACUGCCAGAAGUAGUAGAAGUAGAGCCUGCUGCCCCAGUCGCUGCUGCUGUUGCUGCUGCCCCGGUGGCCGCUGAAGUUGUCUCGACCAUAGCCGAGGUGGAGGCCGAGACGCAGCCGGUAGACGACUUGCCCCUGGCCCACGAGAGCGAACAGUUCUCGACCAUCAAACGAUCGCCGCACAGUAAAACCAACUCGCUCCAGUCGCAGUCGCCGGACGAGACAACGUCUUCCAAUGAGACGGACACGGCUGUGUAUCAGGAUGAGGAGGAGGUGCGCACCAAAGUGUCCGUCACAGUGCAGCAGUCGCAGUCGACCAAGACGGGCGCCCUUAGCACUUUGGAACGGAAUACAUUGACCGAUUUGGUUAACGAGGACGACUUCAUAUGCCAGGAGAGCCUGGGGGAUCUGGGACUGCGUGCCCGAGCACUGUACGACUAUCAGGCAGCCGACGAGUCGGAGAUCACAUUCGAUCCGGGGGAUGUCAUAACGCAUAUCGAUCAAAUCGAUGAGGGAUGGUGGCAGGGCCUCGGCCCUGAUGGAACCUAUGGACUGUUUCCGGCAAACUAUGUCGAGAUCAUCAACUAAGCAGCGACCCAAGUGCCAAGCAGCUGGGCCACCUUUUUGCUAGAUAUCUACAUACAUCCCUACUUUAUGGAACAGGAAGAGAACUACUUAACAUAUAAUCCCCACUCUUGAACAAUAAUGCAACACAGAGAGAACCUAGAGGAGAUUCAACGAUGACUAAAUACGACUAUAAGGCGAUUUCUAUCGUACAUCACGUCUGUUUUUUUUACAUACAUAUAUUACAUAGUACUACUUUAUCUUUAUAUAACGCGUACAUACAUAUAUACUCGAUGCGAUGCCACAUAUGCGACCCCAUCUGUGUAUGUGUAUACAUACUUAUUAUUAUAUGAUUGUUUGACUUUUGAUUGUCAAAACCAUGUUGCGUCCUUUUAAAAUGUUCUUAAUAUACGAGUGCAUACAGUGUAACCACUACUUAGUCAGUAUUUAAGCCCCCUCUCCAUCAACAUCCCCAUAUCCAUAUCCAUCCCCAUCCCCCAUCCCAUCCCAUCCGGUGAUCCCGGACUCUGUAUACAUAUGUAUUUAGAUGGAGAGGCCUUUGUAACCUUUCGAUAAUAAACUUUGAUAAUUGUGCAACAAUA
Molecule: messenger RNA, 2614 nt
Organism: Drosophila miranda
Lineage: Eukaryota; Metazoa; Arthropoda; Insecta; Diptera; Drosophilidae
Gene: Abp1
Product: drebrin-like protein
Exons: 5
Coding region: 441-2036 (531 amino acids)
Biological process (GO): positive regulation of axon extension; postsynaptic actin cytoskeleton organization; neuron projection morphogenesis
Cellular component (GO): cortical actin cytoskeleton; postsynaptic density; postsynaptic membrane
Molecular function (GO): actin filament binding
Source: RefSeq, a predicted model, not a curated record